AUGACUAUGUUGACUACUACGCUCCUUGCCUCCUUUUUCGCUUCUCUUCCUUUGGCAGCUGCUUUCUCGGACUCUGCCAACAACAACGUUGCCAUCUACUGGGGCCAGAACUCUCUGGGCCAGGACGGCAGCCAGCAGAACUUGGCAUACUACUGCAAUGACGAUGCCAGUGACGUUGUCUUGGUUAGCUUCCUGAACCAAUUCUUCGCCGAGGGCGGCCUGCCCUCUAUCAACCUCGGUCCCUCUUGUGGCGGUACCACCUUUGCUGGCACCAACCUGUUGAGCUGCCCCGAUGUUGGUAAGGACAUCGCGACCUGCCAGGGCAAAGGAAAGAAGAUCCUGUUGUCUCUCGGUGGUGCCUCUGGUGCCUACGGCUUCACUUCUGCUGAUCAGGCCAAGGACUUUGCUAACACACUCUGGAACCUCUUUGCUGGUGGUUCUAGCGAUACCCGUCCUUUCGGUGAUGUCAAGGUAGAUGGUUUCGAUCUCGACAUCGAGGGAGGCUCCAACCAGUACUACAAUGACUUUGUCGACCAGAUGCGUCAGAACUACGCUUCCGACGCGUCCAAGAAGUACUACAUCUCAGGUGCUCCCCAGUGCCCUAUUCCUGACCAGAUGCUGAACCCUGCCAUGACCACUUCCGACUUUGACAUGUACUUUGUCCAGUUCUACAACAACUACUGUGGUCUUCAGUCGUACGGCACUGACAACUUCAACUUUGCUGCCUGGGAUAACUUCGCCAAGACUCAGUCCAGUAACCCCAAUGCUAAGGUCUAUCUUGGUGUUCCCGGUGGUCCUACUGCUGCUGGUUCUGGCUAUGUUGAUGCCGACCAGGUUAUCAAGAUUGCCAACGACCUGCAGUCCAAGUACUCCUCCUUUGGCGGUGUCUCUAUUUGGGAUGCUUCUCAGGCAUGGGCCAACCACGACUUUGCCGACGUGGUCAAGGCUGGUCUUGAGUCUAGCCAGGCUGAUCCCCAGCCCAGCUUGGCUCUCUCAACCACCGAUCAGAAUAAGAACGUGGUCCCUUCGACCUCCGCCCAGGCACCAGCUUCCUCUAGCGCCCCUGCUUCGGCUAACGGUCCUGCUUCCUCUAGCGCCCCUGCUUCGGCUAACGGUCCUGCUUCCUCUAGCGCCCCUGCUUCGGCUAACGGUCCUGCUGCGUCUAGCACCCCUGCUUCGGCUAACAGCCCUGCUGCGUCUAGCACCCCUGCUCCCGCAGACCCCACGGUGACUGUCCGUCCCACUGUUACACUCACCAAAUUCUUCCCCCUCGCGUCUUGCGGCUGUGUUGCCAACAACUAG
Messenger RNA from Wickerhamiella sorbophila, 1302 nucleotides. Its product is annotated as Chitinase 1. Gene Ontology annotation, molecular function: chitinase activity. The record is from RefSeq and is a predicted model, not a curated record. NCBI's taxonomy places the organism in Eukaryota, Fungi, Ascomycota, Dipodascomycetes, Dipodascales, Trichomonascaceae. Gene Ontology annotation, biological process: carbohydrate metabolic process. Bases 1 to 1302 code for a protein of 433 amino acids. Gene Ontology annotation, cellular component: extracellular region. The transcript has a single exon.